AUGAUUUUCUAUAACUACAGAUGUCAUGAUGUAACACUUGGAGCGUCAGUUGAUCGAAUAACAACAAAAUCAAAGAGAAAGUUCAUACAUUUAGAAGAACCGCUGAACCAGAAGACGGAACAACCUUUAACAAAUAUGGAUUUGAAGAAAAUAAAUCUGCCAGCAAAUCUGGAGCAUAAAUUGUUGCAGUUUACACGUAAAUUCCUGGACAGCAAAAAAUUAUCUGCUCCACACCGUUGUCUUUAUAAUCUAUUCAAGAAAGCAGCUAAGAAAACCGGAGAAGAAAAAACAUGGAUGAUGAACGCUUGUUGCAUGCAGUUUUGCUGCCAGUUCAUUGCCGAACCGAAUAUUCUGUUGGAUAUCAACCUGGAAUUGUUCAUGAAGAAAAAUCUUGAAGGUAUAAAGAAUUACGCAGUUUCCACCAUGGAAAGUUGUUUGAAGGAUCAAUGCAAAGACCUGGAAUUAAGCAGAAACAUUAAAAACUUUCUUUCUGGGUUCUCAGAAGUAAAAGAUGACGUACAAGAACAGAUGUCGACUCUUCAAAGCAUUUCGAAUGAUAUCGUGAGAGACGUGAAGUUCUGUAAAGAGAAUUCCUUAUAUUACAUAUUUAAAUUGAUGAAAAAUAAUUACAUGCUGAUAAAAUCAGCCUUGAUGAAAGAGGAGAAAGCUUGUCGAUUGCAACUGAGCGAAAAUUUUCUCAGCAUUAUUGAACACAUUGAAAUCGGACAAACGAAACGCGACGACAAUUUCUUGUCUUAA
Molecule: messenger RNA, 759 nt
Organism: Acanthosepion pharaonis
Lineage: Eukaryota; Metazoa; Mollusca; Cephalopoda; Sepiida; Sepiidae
Source: the annotation of a GenBank genome assembly